Messenger RNA from Gossypium raimondii (Peruvian cotton), 2196 nucleotides. RefSeq lists its product as uncharacterized. The record is from RefSeq and is a predicted model, not a curated record. The transcript is spliced from 9 exons. The coding region runs from base 175 to 1884 and encodes 569 amino acids. NCBI's taxonomy places the organism in Eukaryota, Viridiplantae, Streptophyta, Magnoliopsida, Malvales, Malvaceae.
UCUGCACCCUAACCCCUCAGUCUCUCCUCUCGGCUCUCGGCUCUCGCACUACCCACUUCAAACAUCAUUCCAUCCAUUGUCGAGGAUCUGCAAAACCAAAACUUUCCAUUUUUUGUCUUUUGAAAAGAAAAUAAAAAGAACGAAAGAAAUCCCCCCCCUCUCUCAACCAAAGCGAUGACCGACCCCAUUGAACCAUCAACUUCAACGAGCGACCCCAAUUCGAAUUCGACUCCAACCCCGACCAUUCUCCUCCACCCGCGACGCGAGCCUUUUGAGCACGGCCUCCUACCCAUCCAGAAGCUCAUAUUCACAGACCCAGUUCAAGCCCUAACCCAGCUCAAGGAAAAACUCUCAUCGUCCUUCGCUCUCCGAGUCGGCUCGGCGGCCCUCGCUGACGCGCUUCAGAUCUCAUCGGACCAUGCGCGUCUCAUCCUCGACACUCUCUCCUCGGUUCUCCACUCCGAAUCCGACCCACUCGUUACCGCCCGGCCCGAGGAUGUCGACUCCAUUGGAGCUGAUUUGCGUGAUCUGGUCCUGUUUUUGUACAUUCAAUCGUAUAAGAGACUUUUGCCGCGCUCGCACAAGGACUCCGCUGCAGUUGCCGAUGUUUGGCCUUCCACGUCAGCUUUCGACGGUUACUUGUCGGCUCUUUCGCCUUUGCAGCUUGUCCGCAGCAACACUCGUCGGUUUAUGCCAUCACAGGCUGAUGAAGAGGCCCAUCAAUUGUCCUAUCUACAAAAGCACUUGGCUAACAUUCUCUCUCUUUUGUCGGAGCAUGUGGAGGGGGAAGGCAAAGAGUCUAUGGUUUUAACCAUUGAAGGAUUUGAGCACCUUGGAUUUCUGAUUCAUUUUGGUGAUAAGGGAUCUGAAGGAGUUCCUUUAAGCCAAGCUGCUCCCUUUUUUGCUAAUUCUGAUCCAGACAUGCCUGCUGUUCCUGUGCUGGCAUCACAAGUUCAUGAUUGGCUUCUAGAGAUCAUAGCUGCUUCUUUGGAGCAUGUUUCUGAAAAAAAUUCUGCAAAAGAAAGUGGUUCUCCAAGCAGCUCUGAUCAGGAUAUUGCUAUGUCUGAUGCUAGUCCAAGUUCUGCCAAAGCCUCACAAAGUGCGAGGAGUUCCUUUUUCAUCGAGGGCGUCUCUAAAUCAUCUUAUGUAAAGCAGGCAUCAGAUCUUAAAAAUUCUUCUGUGAAGGUCAUUAAUUGCCAUGACUCAGUCAUUUACGUUUUAGCACCUUUAAGAUAUGCCACCAUAUAUGGAUGCUCUGAUGCUACUAUAGUUCUUGGAGCUGUUGGCAAGGCAGUAAGAGUUGAGCACUGUGAACGAGUUCAUGUUAUUUUAGCUUCAAAACGAGUUUGCAUUGUCAAUUGUCGCGAGUGUAUAUUCUUUUUGGGAGUGAACCAGCGACCCCUAAUUGUUGGCGAUAACCACAAGCUACAGGUGGCACCGUAUAACACGUUCUAUUCUCAGCUGGAGGAACAUAUGACUGAAGUUGGCAUUGAUGCAACUAUCAAUAGAUGGCAUGAACCUUUGGCCCUUGGAGUGAUCGAUCCGCAUGAUUCAUUAUCUCAUCCUGCAGGAGUUGCUGAUGCUCAAACUGAGUCUGCUGCAUGCCUAGAUCCUGAUCAGUUCACAAAUUUUCUGAUUCCAAACUGGUUUGAAGGUGAACCCACUAAGUCAACAAGGAAUAAUCCAUUCCCCUUACCUGAUCCGUACUUCACAUCUCAACAGAGAAAUCAAAAGAAUUUAGGUGAGAUUCAGCAAAUACUGAGAGAAGCUCCCCUUGAAGAAAAUCGAAAAAGAGAGUUAUCAUGUGCUCUUCAUGUAUACUUCAAAGACUGGUUAUAUGCUUCAGGAAAUAUUCGCCAGCUGUACUGCCUACUAGGUGAUUGAUACCUCAAGGUAAAUCUGCAUAUGAUUAGAUGAGUUAUAGAAGAAUGGUUUAUGGCUUUCUUUUAGUUUCAAUCAUUUGCCGGUUGGCUCAUGUCAUUUCUAUUGGUACAACAGGCUUCUGAGAAUCACCUUGUAAUUUGGAACGGCACAAAAAUUUUAUGGAUUGGCAAUGCAAUUAGAUAAUAUGCAUUUCCUAAUCUCAAUGUAUUAUUUUUUUGGAUGAAUAGGAAAAUAAUGUUAUUGUAAUAUUUGUUAACCUAGGUCUUCGGUUUUUGUGAAUUUAAAUACUUGAUUAAAUCUGUUCUUUCCGUC